This is a messenger RNA of Desarmillaria tabescens, 616 nucleotides long. RefSeq lists its product as uncharacterized. Lineage: Eukaryota; Fungi; Basidiomycota; Agaricomycetes; Agaricales; Physalacriaceae. The transcript is spliced from 4 exons. The record is from RefSeq and is a predicted model, not a curated record. The coding region runs from base 55 to 585 and encodes 176 amino acids.
CGACUGCUAGACUCGUGACAUACGUGACGGUCCGUCCCGUUUACCUAUACCGCGAUGGGUGCGUCUCAGUCCCGGUCAGACGACAAGGUCUUCGUCAACGAAACUCCAAUACAAUUUUCGCAGGACGUCGUCGACCAGCUCUCUGCUGACCUCUCUGCUCGGGACGUUACCCCAGAGCGACAGUCGACACUGGACGCACAUAUUCGGGCUCGGAUACAAAGCGAAAUUGAACAUCUACGAAAGGAAGAGCAAGAAGUGCGCGAGCGCAUCGAGCAGGCCCUUGAGAAGGAAAACUUGGAUAGGGAACGAAGUUUAGCUGGCGAGACAGUGACAGGCGAUGAAGCCGGCAGCGUCAAGGACAGCGUGUCUCUCCUGAACGACUUGGAAGAUAUUCGCCAGAAGGUUGACCGCUUCCACUCCCGGAAAGACCUCCAGGAAGUUCCCGGGGUCAAAUCGUACCAGGAAGCCGUGUUGGCGUGCUACAGAGAGAAGGCCGGGAGGAGUCUCGAUUGUUGGCGAGAAGUAGGACUGUUCAAGGAGACCGUAGCGCAACUAGAACAGAAAUAUGUUAAAUCGUUACAAUAAUCUGUCAAAAGUCAUGAAUACAUCGUCCUUC